UGUUGAAAGAAGAAAACGUAAAUUGGCAUAAUUUUUUGUUAAUAUUUUUCGUUUAGACUCAACGCGAAUCCAUUUUUCGCACAGCUUAAAGCGAAAACAUUGCGUACAAAACAGGGCACAUUCGCGUAGAGGCUACAAAAAAUUGUGAUGGAUUCCUCGAAGAAACUGCUGGAAAGCAACAGUUCAGGCAGCGAUAAGGAGUUGGCCAGCACCAGCGUCAACGUUACCGAUCAGGAUUCUGGUUUGCCCUCGUCGGUCGAAAUGAACGAUACUCCUGCGGCGCAGAGCGCUGCCGGCGAGGAUGAAGACGAGGACAUCUUCGAACAGGUGACAAUGAUAUUGCGCAAGCGACGCGGCUGGGGACCAGGUGACUUGCUCGAGGAUGACGACGACGAGCUUGUCGAGGAGGACGAUGCCGGUUGCCCGUUGCCGUCAACGCCAGAGGACACCCAGCUCAUAGAGGCAGAGAUGACAGAAGUCUUAAAGGCUGGCGUGCUCUCGGACGAGAUUGAUCUGGGCGCACUGGCUCACAAUGCCGCCGAGCAGGCCGAGGAAUUUGUGCGCAAGGUUUGGGAAGCUAGCUGGAAGGUUUGCCAUUACAGAAACUUGCCCAAAUGGUUGCAGGAUAAUGAUUUUUUGCAUCGCGGUCAUCGCCCGCCGCUGCCUUCGUUCCGGGCAUGUUUUAAAUCGAUAUUCCGUGUGCACACGGAAACUGGAAACAUCUGGACGCAUCUGCUUGGCUGCAUUGCUUUCAUUGGCGUGGCUCUCUAUUUUGUAUCCCGUCCCACAGUUGAGAUACAAUUUCAAGAGAAAUUAGUUUUUGGUGCAUUCUUUAUGGGCGCCAUCAUUUGUUUAGGAUUUUCGUUCGCUUUUCAUACGUUAAGUUGCCAUUCGGUUGAGAUUGGCAGACUGUUUUCAAAACUGGACUACUGUGGAAUUGCACUACUCAUAAUGGGCUCCUUUGUUCCUUGGCUUUACUAUGGCUUCUAUUGUCACUAUCAGCCAAAGGUGAUAUAUCUUUCUGUGGUCUGUGUGCUCGGCUGUCUUUCCAUCAUCGUCUCGCUGUGGGAUAAGUUUUCGGAGCCAGCCUUGCGUCCGCUGCGUGCCGGUGUAUUCAUGAGUUUCGGCCUCUCUGGAGUUAUUCCGGCCAUUCACUACAGCAUCAUGGAGGGUUGGUUAAGUCAAAUCAGCCGCGCUAGUCUCGGCUGGCUUAUACUGAUGGGCUUACUAUAUAUACUUGGUGCUUUAUUGUAUGCUCUACGCGUGCCCGAGCGCUGGUUUCCCGGCAAGUUUGAUAUUUGGUUCCAGUCUCAUCAACUUUUCCAUGUGCUCGUUAUUGCGGCCGCGUUUGUGCAUUACCAUGGCAUCUCCGAAAUGGCCAUGUAUCGCGUCACCGUCGGCGAAUGCACUGUGCCAAUUGAGCCAAUAACUUUUUAAAUGCUCCAGCAAAUUCAAAUAUUACAUUAGGCACAUCAAAUCAUAUGCACACUCCAUACACAUACAUACACAAACACGAACACACACACACACACAACUAUAUGGAAAAUCUAUCGCAGUUUGACAAUGCGGCCAUUUUAGUGUUUGGCUCGCAUUUGUUCUUUGUUGUUUGGCUAAAAUAAGAAAAAUACCUACAUUCAGGAUGAAUACAAGAACAUCUGUUUCCGGAUUGAUUAUUAAAAAACUCGCGUUAUAAAUUACUUAGCAAAACCCGUUUAUUAUGAUCGAAUGAAAUCUGUAGUAGUUUAAUUAAUAUAAUAAUUUAUAAAAGUUUAAUUUUUACCUAAUUUUAUUUUAGAUUAUUGAUCUUUAAAUAGUACAUAUUUUGCUGCGGAUAUUCUCGUUUAAAUGUGGCGUAAUCGUAAAACUCAAAUGAAAGCAUUUCAACAAUCGUUGCGCUCAGGGGCUUAAUUUUAAACAAAUUUCUAAAGCCACUCAAGCAAUUUUAUACUUUAAGAUUUUUAGUUGAAAACGUUUUGAUAAACAUUUAAAAGAAUUACGUUUCAGUGAAUCAAAAUGAAAAUGAAAUACAAAAUCGUUAGCUCUCAGAUAUGAAGUUUAUUAUUUCUCAAAUAGAAAUAUAUUUAAAAGAUAUAACCAGUGCAAAACUUUAUUAUAGCACGAAUAUAUAUAUUAUAAUAUAAAGCGAAUCAAGACAGAACUUUAAAUCAAAUAAAAUGUCAAAUUGCGAAUCAAAGGGGGCUAAAACUAAAAGUUGCAAUGCUUUGUUCGCUAUUCAAUGCAUUCUAGAGAACAUUCUAUUGAAUUAAUCACUUAGGCUCUCAAGGCUAUUUAAAGUUUCGAAAGUACACUUGGAUGUAUUUGCCAAGUUGGUGAUUAACUUUUGGAAUCAUAAUGUGGCUCAACACGGGAGAGUUUCCUCAUCUUACCAUGUUCUUAAUUGCUUUGCUCCAUUGGCUUAGCCUAAUGCGCAUAUGGAAAUCUGUAGAGAGUCGCCUUUGCCAGUGGGCUUAUGAGUUUAGUUCAUAUACUAGCUGCUGUUUGUUUUGGUCUUGGACUCGACAGCGAGGGCAACGUGCUGCCUGCUAAUGACUCGGCAAAAUUUGGCUCAAGCGUUGACUUUGACCCGCUGUCUUGACUUGAUCAAAUACGUUUAGUCUGAGAUGAGAUUUUUUUUUUUUAAUUCGUUCUACUUCAAGUCUUUGUCUUUUGUUGCUAAUGUGUCAAAGAUUUCGAUAGAUCAUUUUGUUUCUAUGUAGCACACACACA
This is a messenger RNA of Drosophila novamexicana, 2727 nucleotides long. RefSeq names its product adiponectin receptor protein (gene AdipoR). Bases 148 to 1437 code for a protein of 429 amino acids. NCBI's taxonomy places the organism in Eukaryota, Metazoa, Arthropoda, Insecta, Diptera, Drosophilidae. Gene Ontology annotation, biological process: adiponectin-activated signaling pathway. The transcript is spliced from 7 exons. Gene Ontology annotation, molecular function: signaling receptor activity. The record is from RefSeq and is a predicted model, not a curated record. Gene Ontology annotation, cellular component: plasma membrane.